Morchella sextelata is the source of this 1236-nucleotide messenger RNA. RefSeq lists its product as uncharacterized. Gene Ontology annotation, molecular function: phosphotransferase activity, for other substituted phosphate groups. The transcript is spliced from 5 exons. NCBI's taxonomy places the organism in Eukaryota, Fungi, Ascomycota, Pezizomycetes, Pezizales, Morchellaceae. Gene Ontology annotation, biological process: phospholipid biosynthetic process. Gene Ontology annotation, cellular component: membrane. The record is from RefSeq and is a predicted model, not a curated record. The coding region runs from base 1 to 1236 and encodes 411 amino acids.
AUGUAUAUCCGACACUCACAUCUCAGAAACCUGAAGGAGUACCAAUACUCCGGCGUUGAUCACUCUUUGGUUUCACGAUACAUACUCAAGCCGUUUUACACGAAUGUUUUCAUACACGUGUUCCCAAUGUGGAUGGCGCCGAAUCUUGUUACGCUGUCGGGAUUCUCGUUUGUGAUUAUUAAUUUGCUCACGCUGUUAUGGUACAAUCCAACGCUUGAUAAGGAUUGUCCUGGAUGGGUCUACAUGAGCUGGGCCAUUGGACUAUUCUUGUACCAGACUUUCGAUGCCUGCGAUGGAGCGCAAGCCAGGAGAACAAGGCAGAGUGGUCCGUUGGGAGAGUUGUUUGAUCAUGGCGUUGACGCAAUGAACACGACACUUGAGGUGGUCAUCUUUGCUGGCGUUAUGAACCUUGGGCAGUCUUGGGCUACAUUGGCUACAUUGUUCGCGUCUCUUUGCGCGUUUUACUUGACCACUUGGGAGGAAUACCACACUGGCACCCUCUACUUAGGCAUUGUAUCUGGUCCUGUCGAGGGCGUCCUGACAUUAUGUGCUCUCUACGCGACAACGGCCUUUGUUGGUGGAAGCUUCUGGCAAAAGCCUAUGCUGGAGACUCUUGGGCUUCCGAGACCGGGAUUCUUGCCCGAGGUUUUGAGGGACAUGCAGUUCAACCACUGGUAUCUUGUCUAUGGAGGGAUCAUGCUUUCUUUCAAUAUUAUUCAAAGUUCUCAAAAUGUCAUUCGCGCUCGCCGUGCAAAGGGCCGUAGUAUCUUCCCUGCGCUUGCUGGUCUUGCACCAUUCUUCCUGACCUGGGUGAUGAUUCCUGCUUGGUGUUAUCUCCGCCCCGAAAUUCGCACGGAGCAUCUUGUCCCAUUCAUCUUUUUCAUUGGGGCCACGUUUGCCUACCAAGUUGGUCUUAUCAUUGUCGCGCAUCUCACAAAGAGCGCGUAUCCAUACCUCAACAUCCUUUCGUUGCCUAUUCUUGCCGGAACCCUUGACGCAUUGGGCCCAUUCCUGCAGGAGAAGUUUGGAAAAGAUGUACUUGGAUGGCCGAGCGUCUUGGGGGGUGGUCCAUACGCGGUGGCUUAUGUUUUCGGCUGUCUUGGAUUGAGCGUUGGCGUUUAUGGCAGUUUUGUGGUCGAUGUGAUUACAAACAUCUGCGAAUACCUCGACAUCUGGUGUUUGACGAUCAAACACCCCUUUGACCCACGAGAGGACAAGCCUUUGAAGGCGCAUUAG